Molecule: messenger RNA, 291 nt
Organism: Aureobasidium uvarum
Lineage: Eukaryota; Fungi; Ascomycota; Dothideomycetes; Dothideales; Saccotheciaceae
Source: the annotation of a GenBank genome assembly
AUGGAUGAUGUGAACCGUUUGGCCCCCAAAGAGGGCACCACUGGUACUGAAGGAGGCGUCACCGAGAGAAACAAGAAAGAGAAGGCAGUACAAGGCCAGACUGGCGAGAAGGUCGAAAAGAAGCCGGAGACACCUAAAGAAGCACCUCCGCUCCCUCACAGCGAGCAGGAGCGUAUCAGCAAGGACUUGCCAGAGAAGGCCAAAGAUGCGAUCAAUCCUGUUGCAAAGCCCAAGGGCGCUCAAGGACUCGAGGUACGAUACGGCGACUUAGGCCACGUCGUGCGCAGCUGA